AGUCUUAUUUUAGUGCUUAUGUGAGGUGGUAAUUGUUGUGGCGGCGGUUGUAUGAUUUCAUGAAUGGGCCCUGGAUUAUUGUUCUUUAUUUUAACUUUAUAAAUUUACUUGUAACCUUUAUUCAUAGUAUUUUUUUUUUCUUUGUUAAACAUCUAUAUUCAAUAAUAAUGUGAGAUUGGCUAUAUUAUAUUGAAUAAUGAAUCCUGCUUUUCGUUUAACAUCUCAAAUCUCUUCAUCAUGCCAAAAACGUUUAUAUUCUAGCUCAGCUAACACAACAACUAAGCCUAGUAUUGCUCGUAGUGGAUUUAUUGGAUUUUUACUAGGUGUUACUACAGCCAGUGCAGCAGGUUAUUAUUACCUUUUAGGUGAAUAUAAUAGUGCAUCUGCUUCUCUUUUAAUAUCAGUUCAAGAGCUCCAAGCAUCAACUGAAAAGGUGAAGGAUUAUGCACGUAGAAUCGAAACAAUUGACAGAGACGUUACUAAAUUAAAAGAAAUGGCUGCAACAAAGCAACAACUAUCCGAUUUGAAAGUUGAUUUUCGUAAAUUAUAUGACACGCUUAAUAUCGAACAUCUCGAAUUGAAAACACAUGUUUGGGGUUUAGAGAAAGAUUUUAGUAAUAAUCAACAACAACAAAUGAAUUCUACAGUUAUACCAAAUUCAACCAAUUAAAUUCAAUGUUUUCUCUUUAAGACUUAUUACAGACAGAAAAGUAAUGUAGGCUUGUAAUAUUAUCAAACGUCUUAAUAAAACCAAAAAAAA
Messenger RNA from Cokeromyces recurvatus, 760 nucleotides. RefSeq lists its product as uncharacterized. The transcript is spliced from 6 exons. NCBI's taxonomy places the organism in Eukaryota, Fungi, Mucoromycota, Mucoromycetes, Mucorales, Mucoraceae. The record is from RefSeq and is a predicted model, not a curated record. The coding region runs from base 197 to 670 and encodes 157 amino acids.